CAAUCACUCCCCGUCUUCACGACUCUCGUAUCAUUUCUUGGGGCUUAUUUACUGUCUCUCUUUCACCCCUUUUUAGUCUUGAUGCCAUUGAGUAAUUAAUUGACGACACCCCAUCUCGAAGGUCUUCCUAGGCGAUCCAAGGCCAACAGCCCUGGUUGCCGGCCCUCCUCCCUUCUGACGAACCUGAAUCCUCCCCAACAGAUCAUCGUCCACAACCUCCCUCGCCAGCCCUAUCAAACACUUUUCAAUACUGUUCUCUCAUAUGCGAAUAUGGCGGCCACGAAGGAAGAGCCGCAGGCUUUCUUCUCAACCUACGCGCCCCGUCUGCGCACCUACGCCAACACACUCUUGACGCCUGUCCUGCCGUCCUCCCAACCGACCAACCCCCUCGCUCGCACCACCAAGCGAGGUACUACGAUCAUCAACUAUGCAGAAGAUGGCUAUGAUAUAGAAGACUCGGACUCGGACGAUAGACGGCGGCCCACCGGUCUGCGCAGUUUGCGACGCGAGGACAGCUCCAUCAAGAUUGACCCCAGCGACAAGGUCAACAAGGAGACAACAGAACCCGUGGAGAUGCAGGGCAUAUACCGCGAGUGGAUGAACAAGUCGAAGCAGGGCCUCGCCGACAUGCAGGGCUAUGCGCAGUCGUGCCUGCCUUUGACCCUGAUCCCGAUCCGCAUCGACCUCGACAUUCCAGCCUUCAUUCCUCAGCCGCCGCAUCCUCUCCCGCCCCAGGGCGCGCUCGGCGUCGACUACAACGCGCCGCAGUACAGGAUGGGCGAGAUGACGCUGCCCUACAGGCUCAAGGACACGUUCUUGUGGAAUCUUCACGAGACCCUCAUCACGACAGAUCAGUUCGCCGCGACGCUCGUGCAAGACCUCGACCUCCCUCCCUCCCACCGACAGCAGUUCAUCACCGAGAUCAGCAAGCAGAUUCGCACGCAGCUGGAAGAGUACGCAGGCGUCGCCCUGCACCCUCUAUUCCAUUCUCACACGUCCUCGGCCGAACCACAGCGACAAUCUGGGACGAGUAUACCGGCGACCCCGCAACCGGCAGCGCUGGGCGCCCACGGCGCCGACACCCCAGUGCGAAGCGCUGAAGUGGCGGCGACUGCAGAGCAUGUCUCAGCCGACGACGCGGACGAACUGAAUCCUGACGACACGUACCGCUGCAUCAUUAACCUCACCAUCAACAUGGGAAAUCAGCUCUACUCGGACAAGUUCGAAUGGUCCCUGCUACAUCCCCCUGGGACGGCCGAGGUUUUCUCCAAGCAGACGUGCGCCGACCUUGGCCUCACGGGCGAAUGGGUCCCAGCCAUGACGCAUGCCAUCUAUGAGGCGGUCUUGCGGCUAAAGAAAGAGGCGUGCGAAUCCGGCGGCGUGAUUUCGGGGUGGGUAGGUGCCACGGCGCUGAACGCGUCCGACUUCCCUAACGAUGCGGCGAUCACGUCACAUGGCGAGCGCGCGGGCUGGCGGUACGAUCCAGAACACCUCGCCGAUGAUUGGGAGCCCAAGAUUGAGAUGCUCAGCAAGGAGGAGAUCGAGAAGCGAGAAGGCGACCGCGAGCGGCAGAUCAGGCGGCUGCGCAGGGAGACGGCACGAUUCUCGAGCAACACAGGCAUGGUAGGCGGCGUGCCCUCGGGCUUCGGCUUUGCUGGUCUGAUCGAGCAGGAGGAGGAGCGAAUGGGCCGUGGCGAGCGGAGCAAAAAGAAGAAGCGCUUCAGGAGCCUGUCGCCACUGGCGAGGGCGGGCACGCCCGGCGGCGGCGGCAGAUUCACGCCUGAUGUUGGAGGUGGAUAUGGCGGUGGCGGGGCGCUUGCAGAACAUGAGCGCUUCACCUGGCGGUGUUCUCAUUGUGAGAUUUGGGGGACGUGUGUCUGGGCCGUCCGCGACGGGCCCCGUGGACCGAGGUCAUUAUGCAAUAAUUGCGGCUUCAUAUACGAACGAGAUCGCAAGCUUCCGAGAUGGACCAAGGCCCUGCACUCAAAGGACCUACGGCCAGUGUAGACAAAGGAACCGGAGAGAGACCUAUUCAGGCGUUUGGUGGCUAUAAUUGAUGAUAUGAUAUCUGGUGGGUUAGGCUGACCUUGAUUUUCAAAAGUUGCUUCUGAGGCUGAAGGAGUAGUCUCUGGUCUUUGUACGAUCAAGGUGCUCUUGUAUCAUACACAUUUUCUGCUGCUCUUGAAGUUGUGCCCUUUUUAUUCUACCAUCGGGAAUGGCCCACACAUGUCCUUUUUGUUGGCAAACUAGACAUCUUUUCAAGUCUUGAACAGAAGGUACAGAGAUGGCAGCAAUGACAGUUUAAUCAAUUUACAAU
Molecule: messenger RNA, 2317 nt
Organism: Cryphonectria parasitica EP155
Lineage: Eukaryota; Fungi; Ascomycota; Sordariomycetes; Diaporthales; Cryphonectriaceae
Exons: 3
Coding region: 271-2007 (578 amino acids)
Biological process (GO): chromatin remodeling; regulation of transcription by RNA polymerase II
Cellular component (GO): nuclear chromosome; nucleus; RSC-type complex
Molecular function (GO): transcription coregulator activity; zinc ion binding
Source: RefSeq, a predicted model, not a curated record